AGACCAGAAGCAGCAGCACUACCUGAGCUCAGGCCUCACCUGCUGGGCAGUGACAGUGGAGACAGGAUGGGGACAGAAUAAAGGAGCGGGACCUGUGGCACCAACCUGCACUCAGACCCUGAACAGGCACCAAAAGCUUCUCUUCAGGAGAGACUCAACAGUUUUUCUUACUCCCGUGGUCUCCAGAUUCAAGGCAUAAGAUGAGAGACUCUGGUCUUGCCUUCGGCCUUCUUUCUGCUGUGCUGUAUCUCUUCUGGACUCCUUCUGCUGGCCUGAAGACACUCCACCUGGGAAGCUGUGUGAUCACCACAAACCUUCAGGAAAUACAAAGUGGAUUUUCUGCGAUACGAGACAGUGUGCAAGCCAAAGAUGAAAACAUUGACAUGAGAAUCUUAAGGAGGACCGAGUCUUUGCAAGAUGCAAAGCCAGCUGAUCGAUGCUGCCUCCUGCGCCAUUUACUGAGACUGUAUCUGGACAGGGUAUUCAAAAACUACCAGACCUCUGACCAUCACACCCGCCGGAGGAUCAGCGGUCUCGCCAAUUCCUUUCUUACCAUCAAGAAGGACCUCCGGCUCUGUCAUGCCCACAUGACAUGCCAUUGUGGGAAGGAAGCAACGGAGAAAUUCAGCCAGAUUCUGAGUCACUUCGAAGAGCUGGAGCCGCAGGCCGCAGUCGUGAAAGCUUUGGGGGAGCUGGACAUUCUUCUGCAGUGGAUAGAGGAGACAGAAUAGGAGGACAGUGACGCUGCUGCUGAGAGUGGUCCUGGCCAAGAGUCCCCGUCCUCAGCACCCACGGGAGCUUGACCCCAAACCACCAUCUCUUUGCCAUAUAAUUUAGUGCUGGUCACAGUGUAUAUUAUUUAUUUAUUAAUUGUUUCCUUAUGUGGUUGUCUUUAUG
This is a messenger RNA of Cynocephalus volans (Philippine flying lemur), 897 nucleotides long. RefSeq names its product interleukin 20 (gene IL20). Gene Ontology annotation, molecular function: signaling receptor binding. Lineage: Eukaryota; Metazoa; Chordata; Mammalia; Dermoptera; Cynocephalidae. The transcript is spliced from 7 exons. The coding region runs from base 201 to 731 and encodes 176 amino acids. The record is from RefSeq and is a predicted model, not a curated record.